UUGAUUUUAAUUUGUAAUGUAUCUGUGCACGUUAGCCCGAAUAUUUGGUUACAGGAGCUGGCAGAUAACAUUGGAAAACCGUUUUGGGAAGAAGAUCCGAAGUUGUGGGACGAUGUUAACGUUGUUGGGCUAAAAAACAAUUACUUUUGCAGUGUUUAUGCUGCUCGCAUGAUGGUACCUCAAAAGAACGGCCUUAUCAUCAACAUCAGCUCUUUAGGAGCAGUUAGAUACAUGUUUAAUGUUUGCUAUGGUGUGGGAAAGUGUGCUGUAGAUCGUAUGUCUGCUGAUAUGGCUAUAGAAUUGCGUGACCAUAAUGUUACGGUGAUUUCUCUGUGGCCUGGUAUUGUUAAAACUGAACUUUUUGGAAGUUUCAUCGGUAGUGGCAAGUUCGACUCAAUAAAGGACGCUGAAUUAUUGAAAUCUCUUCCACAAGAAACACCAGAAUUCUCAGGGAAAGCAGUAAUUGCAUUAGCAACAGAUCCUCAGAGGGCAAAGAAGACCGGAAAAGCGAUACUCGCAGCUGAUGUCGGAGUGGAUUACAAGUUCAAGGACAUUGAUGGGUCAGAACCAGGUAGUUUAAGGGCUGUCAAAUCUUGGUUUUCCGCUACAGGUUACCAGACGCUUGCGUAUUACACACCUUCGUGGCUUCGUGUUCCGACAUGGGUUAUGACGUUUUUAAGCAGCAGAUUGCAAUAA
Molecule: messenger RNA, 696 nt
Organism: Enterobius vermicularis (human pinworm)
Lineage: Eukaryota; Metazoa; Nematoda; Chromadorea; Rhabditida; Oxyuridae
Source: the annotation of a GenBank genome assembly